AUGCCAACGUAUAAUCCGAUGGAAAUGUUCCAAAAAAUCGUCGAUGUACAGCAAUGUACAGCAAUGUUAAUUACUAAUUUGAAAAUGAAAAUAAUCAUACGAUUUGAAGAAGAACACUGUCAUGGUGCUACUAAAGGUGCAAUAAGAGCAAUGAAAAUAAAACAAACGAUAAAGGAAUGUUCACUUCAGACUUGCAACAAUCCAGGACAAAUUUUUGCUCAAGCUGUACAAAAUGUACCAAAAGAGAUAUUAAUUGAAUUACCAUCCGAAGAUUCAAUAAAAAGAAGUAUUCGUAUCCUAAGAAGCAGUUUAAACCCGAAAAAACCAAAAAGUCUACAAGAACUUGUUAUUGAAUGUAAUUUGCAUUACCUACCUAUUAUUAUAAUAAUUUAUAAAUGGCUUGGUUUACUACAAAAUAGUUUUUAA
Macrosiphum euphorbiae (potato aphid) is the source of this 426-nucleotide messenger RNA. Lineage: Eukaryota; Metazoa; Arthropoda; Insecta; Hemiptera; Aphididae. The record is from the annotation of a GenBank genome assembly.